Messenger RNA from Closterium sp. Yama58-4, 5741 nucleotides. The record is from the annotation of a GenBank genome assembly. Lineage: Eukaryota; Viridiplantae; Streptophyta; Zygnematophyceae; Desmidiales; Closteriaceae.
AGGACGAGUCAUGGGAGAAUUCAGAGAGUCUGGAGCCCCUGUCGGUCGGCCAAACCACCAACGCCAGCAUGAGCAGCAGCAGCAGCCUCACAGGCCACAAGCCGGCAGGCGCAACGGGGCGAUCUGAGCCGUCCAUUGUGCACGAGAUCCACGGCGCGCCGCCGAGUGGGUUUGUGGCUCAGCUAGCAGAGACCAUGGCGGGGAUCUCCUCGGAUGCCAAAAUGGCGGGAUUCUGGAUGCAGAUCGUCAUGGAGCUGCGGCGGCGGUGGGCAGCGAGGCGGUUCAUCCCACGCGUCCCUCAGGACAGCGACCCGGACCUGCACACGUGCCUGCUGCACCAGCACCUGCACCUCCUCAACUGCUGCACUACUCGCCGCCUGCGCCGCUCGCACCAACUCGCACACGGAAGCCCCUCCGGCGCUGCUCCUGCUGGGAGUGUUUAUGGGAAGGCUUCUCAGAGUGGAUAUGCGGGUGGGAGUGCGUUUGAGAGUGUUGCUGAGGGCUGUGAAGGGAGGGAAGCGAGUGAGGGUCCUGUCGAAAGGGGUGCGAGAGGCGAGGAGGGAGAGAGUGGGUUGAGGGAAGUGGAAGGGGGAGCAGCGGGGUUGUGCAUGGUGGGAGGGGUGAGGAGGAGAGGGGUGCUGCGUCGGGUGCCGGGGCUGGACCUUCUAGACACGGGGGAGCCUCUCUGUGCUCCCAUCACCCAGGAGGGGCCAUUGCUGACAGAAGUCACCCUGAGAGAGCAAGAGGAGCUCAUUAUGAGGACCGGCAGUGUGGGCACGGGCUGUCAUCAGCUCUUCUCAGACAUGCAGGCUUUCAAGGCAGCAAACCCUGGGUGCAUCUUGGAGGAUUUUGUGCGAUGGUACUCCCCGCCCGACUGGAGCAUGCUGCCACCCACGCCGCCCGACAGGGAGGCCUGCGGUGUGGGCGGCGGGAGUGCAAGUGAAGGGGAGACGCGAGGAGGGGGAGGGGAGGAGAGAGAUAAGGGCGAUGGAGGGAAGGGAGGAGCAGGAGCAGCAGCAGGGAGUAGAGUGGCGGAGGAGAGGCGGAAGCAUGGGUAUCUGAGCGUGAGGAUGACAACGCAAGGCAAUCUGUGGCAGGAGCUAUGGAACGCGGCGCGGCCCAUCCCUGCUAUUCUGCAGCCACCACUCUUUGACGAGGAGCUCGCAGGGGAGAGCACACUGGAUGCAUUGGAGAGCAUUGCCCCCUCGGACCUCUUUGAACAGCUUUUCAUUGCUGCGCUGUCAGCGGGGUUCGGCCUGGCACAAACGGCCCUAGCUGGGUCGAGACGCGAGGCGGUGUGUUUUAACGUGCAAGAGUGUGCGUCGUACGUGGCUGCCACAUGCACGCGAGGCAUGAGCUCUGCUAAGAUCGAGCGCCUCUGCCAGUCUAUCCUCGCGUACAACGAUCCCUCCUCCCCCUCGCCUUCCCCCGGUUCCACCACCUCAUCUGACGUCACCACACCAGAAGCCCAUCCCCACACGGCGGGAAUGUCUGCCAGUGCAGGUGCAAGCAGUGGCGGCGAUCCUGAUGGGGACAGCUUUACCACGCCUCCCCGCCCCCUGUCCCUGCUCUUCUCCCAGUCUCCUGCUAAGGCUGGAUCCGCACAGACAAUGGACGUGUUCGAGAUCGAGUCUGAGGCCUCUAAGGCGCGCGACGCAGCCGCCGCCGCGUCCGCUGCAUCGGCGGAAGCCGCCGCGGCGGUGGAGCGCGUGGAGGUGGUGGAGGCGGGCGACGCGACGCCGGCUGCCGGACUGCACGACCACUUCAAGCCGCUGAAGCAACUGCCGGCGCAGCAGCGCCAACAGGAGCUGCGCAAGGACAUCCACUUCGUGGAGCACACAUGGCCGGUGCAUCAACUCUGCCUGCACUUCCGCACCAACGCCACCAAGGGCUUAACGGACACGCAGGUGCAGCGGAACCGCACGCGGUACGGCGAGAACAAGCUGACGCCGGGGUACGUGACGCCGUGGUGGCUCAAGUACCUUCACCAGUACACCAACUUCUUCUCGCUGCUGCUCAUCGCCGCCGCCGCGCUCUGCUUCAUCGCCUACGUCAUCGACGAGAAUGACGUCAAGGAAAACCUAUACCUGGGGAUAGUGCUGCUGGUGGUGGUGGUGGUAACAGCGACGUUCACGUUCAUGCAGGAGCACAAGAGCGCGCACAUCAUGGAGGGCUUCCGCGCGCUCAUCCCCGCCAACUGCCACGUCAUCCGCAACGGCGAGUCCAUGAUGAUCGACGCGACGGCGCUCGUGCCCGGGGAUCUCGUGGAGCUGAACGACGGGGAUAAGGUCCCCGCGGAUAUCCGCAUCAUCUCCGCCAGCGACCUCACUGUGGACAACAGUGCGCUGACGGGCGAGAGCGAGGCGGUGGAGCGGGGUCCGCGGCUGGAGAAGGACGAGACGGGCGAGCAGAUCUGGCAGCCGCUGGAGGCCGCCAACAUUGCCUUCUACGGCACCAUCGUGUGCAGCGGCACUGCCAGGGGGAUCGUGAUCGGCACCGGGGAUAACACCGCCAUGGGACAGAUCGCAGGUCUGGCUGUCCUGACAGAAAACAACGAAACCCCUCUUUCCAUCGAGCUCGCACAAUUUGUGAAGAUGAUCGGGCUGCUGGCAGUGGUCAUGGGGCUCAUCUUCUUCGCCAUCGGCCUCUCCCUCGGCGACCCCUUCAUUCAGACCGUUGUCUUUGGCAUCGGCGUCAUCGUUGCUAAUGUGCCCGAGGGGCUGCUGGCGGCUGUGACGGUGUCGCUGGCGCUCGCGGCGAAACGUAUGCACCGGAGGAACGUGCUGGUGAAGAACCUGCAGAGCGUGGAAACGCUCGGGUCGUGUACGACGAUUGCUUCGGAUAAGACGGGCACGCUCACGCAGAACCGCAUGACUGUUCAGCACUGCUGGUACGACCUGCGGGUGUUUGAGUGCCCAGCGGUGCACAACCGGGUGGAGUGGGAGGCGUUCAUGAAGAGCCCUGCGGCAUCGCUCGCGUACGAGCCACAGUCCAUCACCUUCCAGAAGCUGCAGCUCAUCUGCACGCUCUGCAACAACGCCAACUUCCUCUCCACACAGGGCGAGGACAUGGCGAUAGAGAUGAGGAGGCCGGACUUUGACCUGCUGAGCGCACCGUGCAGCGGGGAUGCGUCGGAGCAGGGCCUGCUCAAGUUCGUGGAGCCUCUGCGGUCCGCGCGCGAGGUGCGCGACCUCUACGCCAAGCUGUUCGAGAUCAAGUUCUCCUCCGCCAACAAGUGGCAGCUCUCCAUCCACGUGCAAUCCGCGCAGGGCCGCCUUCCCCCAGUUCUAGUGAUGAAGGGCGCACCGGAGCGCGUGCUGGCGCGGUGUGCGUACAUAAUGGUGAACGGGCAGGUGUUUGACCUCAACAGCGAGAGCCGCAAGUACUUCCAGGACGCUGUGGAGCAGCUGGGGGGGUACGGCGAGCGCGUGCUCGGCAUGGCCUACCGUGACCUCGAUGGCUUCGCCAAUGACUUCAUGUUCACGAACAAGCCCGAGCCCAACUUCCCGACGGAGGGGCUGACGUUUGUGGGCAUGGUGGGCAUGCUGGACCCCCCGCGCGAGGGCGUGCCCGAGGCCGUGGCGCAGUGCCGCCGCGCCAAGGUGCGCGUCAUCAUGGUCACGGGCGACCACCCCAUCACCGCCAAGGCCAUCGCUCUCAAGGUGGGCAUUAUGGACCAGGCGAAGGUGGACGAUGGCACGGCAUGUGUGGUGACGGGUGAGGACAUCCGCCAGUGGGGCGACCUCACCCCCCGUGACGAGCAGCUCAAGUGGGACGAGGCGCUCUCGCACGAGCAGCUGGUGUUUGCGCGUGUGUCCCCGGCGCACAAGCUGCUGAUAGUGGAGCACUGCCAGCGGCGGGGGGAGAUUGUUGCCGUCACGGGGGACGGAGUCAACGACGCACCUGCACUCAAAAAGGGCGACAUAGGCAUCGCCAUGGGCAUUGCUGGCAAGGACGUGUCCAAGGAGGCAGCGGACAUGAUCCUGAUGGACGACAACUUUGCGUCCAUAGUGAACGGCGUGGAGGAGGGGCGGCUCAUCUUUGACAACCUCAAGAAGACCAUCUGCUACGCGCUCACCGUCAACAUCCCUGAGCUCGUGCCCUACCUCGUCAAUGUUCUCGGGGGUGUGCCGCUGGCUUUGUCGACUGUGCUCAUGCUCGCCAUCUGCCUCGGGACCGAUAUGCUGCCCGCUAUCUCGCUCGCAUAUGAAGAGAAGGAGUCGGACAUAAUGGAGCGGCCACCGCGCAAUGCGCGCAGGGACCACCUGGUGAGCUGGAAGCUGAUCAGCCACGCGUACCUGCAGAUCGGCGUCGUGCAGACACUCGCCGGCUUCCUCGCCUACCUCGCUGUCUUCAAUGACUAUGGCUAUCCGCCGCAUGUGCUGCCGUCCAUAGGCUCAGACUUCGCCACCUCCUCCAUCAUCUGCUCACUCAACAGCGACCUCGAGCCCGACCGCUGCGGGUACGGCUGCGCCUCGCCAGACUACACAGCCAUCCCCACGCCCGCCAACUCGCCCUCCUCCGUGCCCUACUGCCUCUACGGCUGCCCGGCCCCCGCGCCCGGGACUGUUGUGGCGGACCCGUUUAGUGAGUUCAGCCUGGGCGGGUUCCGCGGGCAGCAGUUCUGCAACCUCACGUGCUACUCGCCGGCCUCGCAGUUUGUGGGCGGGACCAUGCCCUCGCAGUGCGCUGCUAAGGAUACCGCCCUGUAUGGCUUCCCCAACCGAAAGUCCCUGGACCCUCCGGCAGGGCCAGCAGGGGGCGUUGUACUGGUGGGGCGGGCGGGCCAUGUCCCAGGCGAACCCGAGUACCAGCGGCAGGUGCUGCUGUAUGCGCAGUCGGCCUACUUUGUUGCCAUCAUCGUCACCCAGUGGGCCAACCUCAUCGUCUGCAAGACCCGCCGCCUCUCCGUCUUCCAACAGGGCAUGUGGAACUGGGUGCUCAACUUCUCGCUGCUGUUUGAGACGGGCAUAGCAGCGGCGCUGCUGUACGUGCCGUUCCUGCAGGAGGUGUUUUCAGUGCGCCCCAUCAGCAUCGUGUACUGGUUCAUCGGCAUCCCCUUUGCCCUCACCAUCCUCUUCCUCGGGGAGAUCCGCAAGCUCUUCAUCCGCAGGUUCCCAGGUGGAUGGAUGGACCGCUGGACUGCCUGCGGGGCUGCGUCGUUCCCUGUGCGGCGUGGUGGUGGUGUCCGUCGUGCUCCUGCUGCUGCUCCCUUCCGUGCGUCGCGCGACGACUUCCUUCAAGAGCACUCCGUCUUUCGCGCGCGGCGAGUUCCAGUCCUGCAGCGGAUGACAGCUCAACCGCCUCCCGGAGGUCCGCCGCUUCUUCGAGGUGUGCCCCGCCCCGCUGCUCUGCGCGCGCGCCGUCUUUGCUCCGCUCCUCUGCUCGCGCGCCCCCGUGCUGCUCGCGCGCCUGCUUCGUUCUCCCACUCCGCUUCUCACAUGCUCGUGUCUUUGAGCCGCCCUUCCGGGUGGCUGGUUGUCCAGUUAGAAUCCCUAGGAUCUCUGGAAGCCCUAGAAGAGCGUGUGGAGGCCAACGCGUACGAGUCGCUGACCAUCAACUACAUACACGGCAAGGUGCCGGAUUUGGUGCUCUUCGACUCGGCCGACAGGGAGGUGGCUCGCUACGAUGUCUCGCCCAAAACGUUUGAUGAGAUAGAAAAGCUUGUGCAAUCUUUGGGUUUUAAGCGCGGUAAGGUAGUGCCGCCACUGGAAGAGGACAAUGAUGUUGCCAUCAAGUAA